AUGGUAAAAGAAGGUAAAAAGCAAACUCACCUAAAGCCGCAGGAUGCCUCCGCUGUGGAUGCAUCAAAAUUGACAGCAUUGACGCCUGAAGUUAUUUCUCGUCAAGCAACCAUCAAUAUCGGUACUAUUGGUCACGUCGCCCACGGAAAAUCAACCGUUGUGAAAGCCAUCAGUGGUGUCCAAACCGUUCGUUUCAAGAACGAAUUAGAACGUAACAUUACUAUCAAACUCGGCUAUGCAAAUGCAAAAGUUUACAAGGGAGAUAGCAAAGACUCGAAAGGAGGAUUCUACACAUCGAGAGGUUCCUCCCACCCCGAUGAGUUUGUGGAUGAAAUCUCGGGUGUGACUUACCGUUUGCGCCGACAUGUUAGUUUCGUGGAUUGUCCCGGUCACGAUAUUCUGAUGGCAACGAUGUUGAAUGGAGCGGCAGUGAUGGACGCCGCCUUCUUGCUGGUAGCUGGAAAUGAAACCUGUCCUCAACCACAGACCAGUGAACACUUGGCAGCUGUGGAGAUUAUGCGUCUUCAAGAAAUUCUAAUUCUUCAAAAUAAGGUGGAUUUGGUCAAGCCAGACGCUGCCUUGGCUCAACAGGAACAGAUUCGAAAGUUUGUGGCCGGAACUGUUGCUGACUCGGCACCCAUUAUUCCUAUUUCUGCCGUUCUGAAAUACAACAUUGAUGUGGUCUGUGAAUUCAUUGUCCGAAAGAUUCCACUUCCCCCUCGUGAUUUUACUAGUGUUCCACGUUUGAUUGUUAUCCGAUCGUUCGAUGUCAACAGACCCGGUCAAGACGUCAGUGAUCUGCAAGGAGGUGUUGCCGGAGGAUCUAUCUUGCAAGGUGUCCUCAAGGUUGGAGAUGAAAUUGAGGUUCGUCCAGGUAUCGUCACUAAGCAAGAGGAUGACAACGGUAACACCACAAUGGUAUGCUCUCCCAUCUUCUCCAAGAUUUCUUCGUUGUAUGCAGAACAAAACGAUCUCCAAUUCGCUGUCCCUGGUGGUUUGAUUGGUGUCGGUACUCGGAUUGAUCCUACGCUAACUCGUGCCGAUCGAUUGGUUGGACAAGUUCUUGGAAUCAAGGGACAGCUCCCUGAUGUAUUCUGCGAGAUCGAGAUCUCUUACUACUUAUUGAGACGACUGUUGGGUGUUAAGACUAGUGAUGGUGGAAAGCAAGCCAAGGUUCAAAAACUGUCGAAGAACGAAAUUCUGAUGGUCAAUAUCGGGUCAACGUCUACUGGAGGAAGAGUAAACGCCGUCAAGGGUGACUUGGCUAAGAUUGCUCUCACACAACCGGUUUGUACAACUGAAGGUGAAAAGAUUGCUUUAUCAAGACGUGUUGAUAAGCACUGGCGUCUCAUCGGCUGGGGACAAAUCCGAAAGGGAACAAAGAUUGAGAUCAAGGAAGUUUAA
Messenger RNA from Cylindrotheca closterium, 1404 nucleotides. Lineage: Eukaryota; Bacillariophyta; Bacillariophyceae; Bacillariales; Bacillariaceae. The record is from the annotation of a GenBank genome assembly.